GGAGCGGUGGGGCUGUUUGUUCCAGCGGGAUGACUCAGUGGUACCAGCUACAGCAACUUGACUCCAAGUUUUUGGAGCAAGUUCACCAGCUGUACGAUGACAGCUUUCCUAUGGAAAUCAGGCAGUACUUGGCACAGUGGCUGGAAAACCAGGAUUGGGAACACGCAGCCAACAACGUAUCUUUUGCUACAGUGCUAUUCCAUGACCUGCUGUCACAGCUUGAUGAUCAAUUUAGCCGAUUUUUGAUAGAAAACAACUUUUUGCUGCAACACAACAUAAGGAAAAGCAAACGUAAUCUUCAGGAUAACUUCCAAGAAGACCCGAUACACAUGGCAAUGAUAAUUCACAACUGUCUGAAAGAGGAGAGAAAAAUUUUGAACAGUGCACAAUUGUCUAAUCAGAUGGAAGUGGGAGGUGUACAGAACACCAUGACUGGGAUGCUGGAUAAACAGAAGGAGCUUGAUGCAAAAGUUAAGGCUGUAAAAAACAGUGUUACAGAUGUAGAACAAGACAUCAAGACAUUAGAGGAUGUGCAAGACGAAUAUGACUUUAAACAUAAAACCUUCCAGAAUAGAGAGUAUGAGCCCAAUGGUGCAUCACAAGAGGAAUGUAAGAAAGAGCAGAUGAAUCUCCAAAAGAUGUUUUUCUUACUUGACAUCAAGAGAAAGGAAGUGGUGGCCAAGAUAAUACAGCUCUUGAACACCACAGAGCACACACAGAGUGCUCUUAUUAACGAGGAGCUGGUGGAGUGGAAACGUAGGCAACAGACUGCAUGCAUUGGUGGCCCACCCAAUGCCUGUCUUGACCAGCUACAGAACUGGUUCACCAUCAUUGCUGAAAGCCUGCAGCAAGUUCGUCAGCAGCUCAAAAAGCUUGAGGAACUGGAGCAGAAACUUACUUAUGACCCUGACCCUAUCACAAAAAACAAACAAGUUUUGCAGGACCGAACGCACAGUCUUUUCAAACAGCUUAUCCAGAGCUCCUUUGUGGUAGAGAGGCAGCCUUGCAUGCCAACACAUCCACAGAGGCCAUUAGUCCUGAAGACAGGGGUACAGUUUACUGUGAAGCUGAGAUUACUGGUGAAAUUGCAGGAAUUGAACUACAACCUGAAAGUGAAAGUUCUAUUUGAUAAAGAUGUAAAUGAGAAGAACUCAGUCAAAGGAUUCAGGAAAUUUAAUAUUCUGGGAACAAAUACAAAAGUAAUGAACAUGGAAGAAUCUACUAAUGGAAGUUUAGCAGCAGAAUUCAGGCACUUGCAACUGAAAGAACAGAAAAAUGCAGGGAACAGAACAAAUGAGGGUCCUCUUAUUGUAACAGAAGAACUUCACUCUCUGAGUUUCGAGACACAGCUGUGCCAGCCUGGCUUAGUAAUAGAGCUAGAGACCACAUCACUUCCCAUCAUUGUCAUCUCUAAUGUGAGCCAGCUUCCAAGCGGAUGGGCUUCUAUCUUAUGGUUCAACAUGCUGUCUACUGAUCCCAAGAAUUUGUCCUUCUUUCUAAACCCACCUUGUGCGAAGUGGUCUAAACUUUCUGAAGUUCUGAGCUGGCAGUUUUCUUCUGUGACAAAAAGAGGACUUAACGCGGAUCAGCUGAACAUGCUGGGAGAGAAACUACUUGGGCCAACAAGUGGAGGAUCUCAUGAUGGCCUUAUUCCUUGGACAAGAUUCUGUAAGGAAAACAUAAAUGAUAAAAAUUUCCCUUUUUGGCUGUGGAUAGAGGGAAUCCUGGAACUUAUUAAGAAACAUCUCCUAUGCCUCUGGAACGAUGGCUGUAUCAUGGGUUUCAUCAGUAAAGACAAAGAACGUGCUUUAUUGAAGGACCAGAGACCAGGAACAUUUUUACUGAGAUUCAGUGAAAGCAGUAAAGAGGGAGCAAUCACUUUUACCUGGGUAGAAGGAUCUCAAAAUGAGCCCCAGUUCCACUCAGUAGAACCAUACACCAAGAAGGAGCUCUCUGCUGUUACUUUCCCUGAUAUCAUUCGCAACUACAAAGUGAUGGCAGCUGAAAACAUUCCUGAAAAUCCACUGAGAUUUCUGUACCCAGAUAUUCCCAAAGACAACGCCUUUGGCAAAUACUACUCCAGGCCUAAGGAGGCCCCAGAGCCUAUGGAUACAGAUACUCCCAAGGGAAACGGCUACAUUAGGACUGAAUUAAUCUCUGUAUCUGAAGUCCACCCAUCCAGGCUCCAAUCUCCAGAAAAUCUGCUGCCUAUGUCUCCUGAAGAGUUUGAUGAGGUAUCUCGGAUGGUGGAUCCAGCAGAGAUUGACACAGUAAUGUGUUCAGCAUACACGGCGUAAAGGUAGAGCUUCUUACUGCACCACUAGCACAGCCAAUCAGCUUCUGCAUCCUGCUCUCCAGUUGGGCUUCAAUUCUUUGGGAAGGCUAUGCGUAAUUCAAAGCACAUCAGUUUCUGAAAGUCCAGUAGCAAUUUCUAACCAGGGGGGAAUAUAAGCAGCAUUUGAAUAGUCCCUGUAUGUGCACUUCUUUAUUUCAAGUUGCAUUAAACAAUUUGAUAUUGACAAGAUGCUGUGCAAAGAAGAGUGCAGGAAGAAAGGAGAACAGGAACAAGGGGUCCUCAGUGAAAGUAAGGGGAGAAAUGCACUUAAGUGUAUUAGUUGAAUGGAACGUCUAAAGUAGGUGGCUGUACAAGAAGGCUUCAAAGGAAAGCUCAUUCUUUUGCAGAGGUUCUGUUCAGAAAGCCUGCACCUGCUGAGCAUUUGCUUCUGAAGAACUUUGAAUUUUCUUUUGCAUCACAAAAAAAGGAGCAGAUGAACACUGCAGGUACACACCACAGCAAAUCCAUGUGUUGCUGCAGUUUGUUCUGGCUUUCUUUGAUACAGGCAUAGCAUGCAAAAAACAUUAUCUGGAUUUCAUUUUUGCUCGUUUUUGUGGUCAAGUCGUCUUGGGUAGGAAAGAGCACUUCUUAGGACAACUAAUUAACAAUUCACUGUUAAGAGGCAAGGUUGUCUUAAGCAGUGGGUCUCCUGGACGAAGAGCAUAUAUUAGUCCAGACUGCUAAUUAGCACACAGCUGAUCAGAAGGGCUCCAGAACACUGAUGCUGAAUCCCAUAUCACAGAAUCACACAGAAUCACAGAAUGGCUUGGGUUGGAAGGGACCUCAAGGAUCAUGAAUCUCCAAUCUCCCUGCCAGGCAGGGCCACCAACCUCCCCGUUUACUAGACCAGGUUGCCCAGGGCCCCAUCCAACCUGGCCUUGAACAUGCUUAAGCAGAGUUGCUACUGCAGCUUCUGAGCCUGCUGCCGUCCACUGCCAGUGCCUGGGAGAUCAGCCCUGCAGCGCUACUUUGCUGCCAUUCAGAUACGCUAAAUUGAUCCACUGAUUCUUAAAUAAAUAAAGAACCAGCUCAAUUUAGUGUUCUGCUCAAGAUGACCUAUGUGGCCCCUGAAAAAGCUCAAGGGAAGUUGUCAUGGUUUUGUAACUUCGCUAUUGGUAUUCCACAUCAUAACAUCAUGGACAAAAGAGAAGAACUACGUAUCCCAAAGGACCUCACAGUCAGAGAAGGAAGACACAUCACGGAAGAUACGUCAUCUGGUUGCGCGCAGUUCUUCUUCACUUUCGCUUGAUGCUGGGAGAGGAGUGGGUGUGCUUUCCAAGCCGGGCGCCUUCAUCAAGUAAGGCUUUCGGUUUCGGAAACUCUCUCACUCUCUCUCUCUCUCUCCCUCUCUAUCACUCUUUCGCUCUCUCUCCCUCAUUUCAUUUGGUUUAUUAUCCUUACUCCCAAUUAGAUUGUAUUGUAUCGUGUCAUCUUGCAUCCCAACAUCAUAGUUAGUAAAAUAAGUUCUCCUUCUUAGAUUGUUGCCGCCGCUUCGUUUUUUCUCGGGAAGCCAGGGGGGAGGGGGAACCGCAAGCCUACUGCCCCCCUGUCAUGGGCACAGAUCUAUCUAGGUAACUCCGUGACAGAAGUAAAAUUUGAAGGACCUAGCCAAGUGUGAACUUAAACAGAACAUGGUCCUACACUUUCUUAUUUUUUUGUGCCAAACAUUGCUGAGGUUAACAGAGAAUCGCCACAACUGGUGACCUUGUGCUUCUGUGUUGUCAUGAAUAACCGAAUGCUAAACUGUUUUGUGAAACAAAACCAGACAUUUGUUUCUUGACCUAUACCUUGUACCCACAUUUUAUGUGCUAGUUUGUUUUCAUUACUUUCAAACUACAAUGUUAGCAGCAAGGAUAAAAUUUUCUUAUGAGAUUUAAAGCAGCAGCCAUAGGUCAGCUUUGCCUCUACGUGGCCAGUAGUCCCAAAAGCAUUAUUGUUCUUUCCACUCCCUGCUAAGGGACUGCUUUUUUGCUGUUUUAAAUAAAUGGAACCAUCUGCUGACA
Messenger RNA from Gallus gallus (chicken), 4338 nucleotides. It is a transcript of the gene STAT1, whose product is annotated as signal transducer and activator of transcription 1. Gene Ontology annotation, molecular function: DNA-binding transcription factor activity, RNA polymerase II-specific; RNA polymerase II cis-regulatory region sequence-specific DNA binding. The record is from RefSeq and is marked provisional. Gene Ontology annotation, biological process: type I interferon-mediated signaling pathway; cell surface receptor signaling pathway via JAK-STAT; response to peptide hormone. NCBI's taxonomy places the organism in Eukaryota, Metazoa, Chordata, Aves, Galliformes, Phasianidae. The coding region runs from base 30 to 2297 and encodes 755 amino acids. The transcript is spliced from 24 exons.